CUUCCACGCGAAGAACCACCACACGUGAAAAGAAAUCAGAAAGGAAGAAAGAAGAAGAUCGCGAAAAUCUAGCACGUUCUCCUUGUCUAUUAGGCGGCGAAUGAAGAUAUCAACUGCUUAACUUCUUCCUUCGUUGCCGUUGUCGUUUUCCUUCUUCCGUGUGUGUGUGUAUGUGUGUGGUGGUGCCGAGCGGGUCCGAAUUGAAUCCGGUUGUGUGGCACGUGCCGCCCCGAUCAUGGUUAACUAGAUCGCCGGAACUAGUGCGGAAAUUGGGGUUUUCGCACGCGCUCUAGUGCCGCAUUUUUUUUUCUAUACGGAGAGAUGAAAGUUUGCCGGGUCGUGAAGGAAGGAUGUACAAGGGUACCGCUCCGUAUCGAGCUUCGUCUUCUGACGGAUGUCCCUCACCAAGAAUAUCAUCUCCAGAGAGUCACUACGCGCUGACCAGCCCCCUAUCAACCGCCUCAGACCCUGGAAUGUCGUCGCAACCCUACACCCCGAAUUACUAUCCGAAAACACCCCAGUCCUGGGGUAGCCACGACUUCUACGGUGAAAACAACAACAUCUACAAUAAAUAUGACUCUUACAAGUACAAUUCCACAUCACCCCGUUCCGAAUCUAGUACUUUCAAGUCUAGCAAUCAUCAACAGGAUUAUUACAAGAUGUCCUACGAUGCCAAAUAUAAAAAGGAUCCCGGGGGUGGUAAGAAUAAGCCGCUGACACCCGCCACGGUGGGGGUAGAAGUGAUGAAGAAAAGACGAUUGGCGGCCAACGCGAGAGAGAGAAGAAGGAUGAACAGUUUGAAUGACGCAUUUGACAGGCUAAGGGAUCACGUGCCCAGUUUAGGGAAUGACAGGAAGUUGAGCAAGUUUGAAACUUUACAGAUGGCGCAACAGUAUAUUGCGGCGUUGCAUGAGUUGUUGCAAAGGGACUAAGGGAUGUCGGU
This is a messenger RNA of Anthonomus grandis grandis, 943 nucleotides long. Its product is annotated as protein lin-32-like. The transcript has 2 exons. The record is from RefSeq and is a predicted model, not a curated record. Lineage: Eukaryota; Metazoa; Arthropoda; Insecta; Coleoptera; Curculionidae. Gene Ontology annotation, molecular function: protein dimerization activity. The coding region runs from base 351 to 932 and encodes 193 amino acids.